AUGGGCUCCCCGACCACGCCAAUGCAUAGAUUGCUUCUUUCUGUCCGGCCUAUAUGCCGCGCCAAAGUCCCGUUCACGGCGUCCCCCGUCGCUGCAAACAGACGUCUCACGUAUACCUCCCCCCUGGCCAAGAACCUUCCGCCACGACCCAAGCCCCCACCAGAGUCCGAGAUUGAGGAAUCCUUUAUCAAGGGUAGCGGUCCGGGAGGGCAAAAAAUUAACAAAACCGACUCGGCUGUUCAGCUGAAGCACGUUCCGACCGGCAUAGUCGUCAAAUCGCAAGCCACCCGCUCUCGCAGCCAGAAUCGAAAACACGCUCGUGAACUGCUCGCUCAAAAGAUUGAUGACUUGACCAACCGAGAGCAAAGCCGGUCGUCAAUAGUCGGCGAGAUGAAGCGGAAAAAGGCUGCUAGUGCUGCCAAGAAGAGCCGUCGGAAAUACAGACUGCUCGAGGACGAAAAGGCUUCAAUGCGUGCCGAAAUCAUCCACCCCCCUUUGGCCGCCCAGGGAGAGCCUGCGGCGACGACGAGCCCUGCCAAUGGUCGUCUUUCCCAUGAUGCCCCCCCCGUCCAGCAUACGGAUGCCGAGACUUCGUCGCUGCCAGAUAGGGAUAAACCGCAUCAAUAA
Molecule: messenger RNA, 627 nt
Organism: Ustilaginoidea virens
Lineage: Eukaryota; Fungi; Ascomycota; Sordariomycetes; Hypocreales; Clavicipitaceae
Exons: 2
Coding region: 1-627 (208 amino acids)
Biological process (GO): translational termination
Cellular component (GO): mitochondrion
Molecular function (GO): translation release factor activity
Source: RefSeq, a predicted model, not a curated record